Molecule: messenger RNA, 14379 nt
Organism: Pediculus humanus corporis (human body louse)
Lineage: Eukaryota; Metazoa; Arthropoda; Insecta; Psocodea; Pediculidae
Exons: 36
Coding region: 1-14379 (4792 amino acids)
Source: RefSeq, a predicted model, not a curated record
AUGUCGCAGACGCAACAAUUUUCCGUAAGUGGCAGACUUUCAAUGAGCGCUUCGCCACCGGUUUUCGAACAAAUUUUCCGAAAUGCAAGGUUCGCUCAAGGAGGCAACGCACUUUUCGAAGGGAAAAUACGCGGAAAUCCCAAGCCGACUGUCACGUGGACGAGAAAGGGAGCUCCUCUCCUUGAAAGUAAUAAAUUUAAAAUGACGUACGAGGAACAAACAGGGAAUGUUACUCUGCUCAUUAAUAAAAUCGGACCUGGAGAUGAAGGAGAAUACACGUGCACGGCUAGAAAUCAAUAUGGAGAAGCCAUUUGCUCCGUGUACAUUCAACCGGAAGGUACAAUGAUGCCUCAGCAAACGUAUCAACCGCAAGGCUUCCAAAGAGAAGUUUCACAAACUUUCGAUACGGCCGAACAUAAAACGUCUACGACAUAUCAAAAAUUUCAACAACAGCAAAAAACAGAAAAAUAUGGUUAUAGUAAUGGAGUUUAUACUAACGGACACUCUGCUAUUGAAGAUUUCAAAGUUGAUACAUUUGAAUAUAGAAUUCUUCGAGAAGUUGUGUUCCGUAAUUCGUUGACAAGAAGAUAUCAAGGUGAAAGUGAUGCUCAAAUUUCACAAACUGUUGAUAUGUCUCUCGGACCUGCCGCAUCACCGCAAUUUUCACAAAAACCACGUAAUUCUAAGUUGGGUGAAGGAACCGAUGCUACCUUCCAGGCAAAGGUUUCUGCUAAUCCCCGACCUAGGUUAACUUGGUUUAAAAAUGGUCAAAGAAUUAUGUCAUCUGAUAAAUAUAACAUAAACUUUGCUAAUCAAACAGCUACUCUUAACGUUAAAAAUGUCACCGCUGAUGAUUGUGGUCAUUACACUCUUUUGGCUGAAAAUCCUCAAGGUUGCGUUGUAUCUUCAGCUUACCUUGCAGUUGAACCGAGUGCCGAUAAUUACAUUGAAAGUCAAGUUUUAAAACAAACUCAAAUGGAAUCUGCAGCAUCUUACGAAUCGGACAGUAGCAAAUCACUUGCUCCCAACUUUAUACGCACCUGCUCUGAUAGAGAUGCACAAGAAGGAAAAAUGACACGUUUCGAUUGUAGAGUCACCGGUCGACCGUAUCCAGAUGUGACUUGGUUUAUUAACGGUAGACCCGUGUCAGAUGAUUCUACUCAUAAAAUAUUAGUUAACGAAUCUGGAAAUCAUGCUCUUAUGAUUACCAAUGUUAAUAGAAACGAUCACGGUGUCAUAACUUGCGUUGCCAAAAACAAAGCCGGAGAAACUUCCUUCCAGUGCAAUUUAAAUGUCAUUGAAAAAGAAUUAGUCGUAGCUCCUAAAUUUGUUGAACGUUUCACAACAGUCAAUGUUAAAGAAGGAGAACCUGUUGUUUUGAAUGCUAGAGCUGUUGGAACUCCUGUUCCACGAAUCACUUGGCAGAAGGAUGGCGUGCAAAUUUUACCCGGCCCAAAUGUUUGCAUAAUGACUGAGGGUGGAGCUUCGACGUUAGAAAUUGCAAAUGCAAAGGCGUCGGAUGCUGCAUGGUAUCAAUGCACAGCUCAAAACGUCGCUGGCUCCACAGCAACUCGCGCGAGACUUUUUGUAGAGACUCCCAAGUUCGUGCAAGAGGCAGAACCUAAACGUCUUAAUUUACCAAAACCUACAAGAGUUAUUGAACCCGAACUUGAAGCUGGUCCUGAAGUGAUUUAUCUAAGACACGUUGAACGCUCGAAACGUCAUCGCAGACACCAAGAUGAAGAAAAAGUGUAUCCUCCACCACAAUUUAUUAUUCCUUUGAAAGAUGCUAACUCUCACGAAGGAGGCAAAGUUCACUUUGAAGGUAGAAUUGAACCUGUCGGAGAUCCGACCAUGAGAGUUGAAUGGUACAUAAAUGGACGUCCUCUAACAGCAAGUUCUAGAGCUAGAACGACUUUCCAAUUUGGAUACAUAGCUUUAGACUUACUAAGCCUUAUAUUUGAAGAUACCGGAGAAUAUUUAUGCCGUGUAGUAAGCUCUACUGGAGUCGCAGAAUCCAGAGGAAUUUUGAGAGUAACCGAGAGGCCGGCAAUCGAAUUAUCCUCUCAACAUCCUGACAGUCUUCAACAAAUUCAACAACUCGAAGAUUAUUCAAAAUAUCAAAGAACGCAAAGCAUGGAAGAGAUAAUCGGGCAAAAACCAGUUUUUAUUAGACCUUUGAAAAAUCUUGGAGAAUUGCAAGAAGGUCGCAAUGCUCAUUUUGAAGCUCAAAUAACACCAGUUAGCGAUCCCACGAUGAAAGUUGAGUGGUACAAAGAUGGAAGACCCAUUACAGCAAGUUCCCGUAUCUCUACCAUUUUCAACUUCGGAUACGUUUCUUUGAAUAUAAUGCAAUUGCGCCCCGAAGAUGCCGGGCAAUACGUUGUUAAAGCCGUUAACCGACUUGGAGAAGCUGUCAGCACUUCUGAUCUUCGUGUUUUUGUUCGUCAAAGUGUUACUGGAGAUUCUGGUAUUCCAGAACAACAACGGUACAUUGAUAAAACCAUGGAGUUAGAAGCAUAUCAACUUCAACAACAAUAUAAGCCGGUUCCUGCUGGACCACCGGAAAGCACAGAACCUCCCGUAUUCAAAUCUCCUAUCAAAGAUCAAAUAAAUAUUAAAGAAGGCGCAUUCGCCCAUUUUGAAGCUAGAUUAGAACCAUUGAAUGACUCAACUUUGAAAGUUGUUUGGUUGAAAGAUGGCAAACCUGUCGAAGCCAGUUCACGAAUCACAUCUUUCUUUAACUUCGGAUAUGUCGCUUUAACUAUUAAAUACGUCACAAGCAGAGAUGUCGGCGUAUACACUUGUAAAGCUUAUAAUCAAUUGGGUGAAGCUCAAACGACCGCUCAAUUAACCGUACUUGGAAAACAAGAUAUUAUAUUUGAUAGUCAACAUCCGGGAGGAUUGCAAAAAAUUCAAAACUUGGAAGACAGUAGUCGCUAUGAAAGAAUGGUUAAAGAAGAGCAAUCCGUAACUCAAAAACCCAGAUUUUUAGGACCAUUAAAGGGUACCAACAAAAUAGUUGAAGGUCAAAGAGCUCAUUUUGAAGCCAGAGUCGAACCCCAAAAUGACUUAACUAUGAAUGUCGAAUGGUAUCACAAUGGUAAACCAUUACAAACCGCUAAUAGAACUCAAACUUAUCACGAUUUCGGCUAUGUAGCCUUAGAUAUUACAAGUGUUAGGUCGGAAGAUGCAGGGUCGUACACCGUAGUUGCCAAAAAUAAAUUAGGAGAUGCCCAAGCUUCUACUACCAUGGAAGUUGAAACCCGAUCAAGUAUCGAUACAACAAGUAUGCAUCACGGUUUGUACGAAAAAACAAAACGCUUGGAAGAUUCUAAAUUUGUUGAACCUCAUUAUGACAUUGAAGAAAUUUCAAAAUCAAAACCGAUUUUCACUCAACCAUUAUCCGAUCCCAAACCUGUUUUCGAAGGAAAGAAUAUUCACUUGGAAUGUAGACUAGAACCCAUGGGUGAUCCUACAAUGAGAGUUGAAUGGUACUGCAAUGGUCGCCCCGUCACAGUUGGAUCACGUUUCCGUACCUAUUAUGAUUUUGGUUAUGUCGCUCUUGACAUAAUUCAAGCUCAAGCUUUCGAUUCGGGAGAAUACACGGUACGCGCAACAAAUCAUUUAGGUUCAGCUCAUACAUCAGCUUGCGUCCGAGUGAUUGGACGAUCGGAUGUUGUCACCGAAAGUCAAAAUGAAGCCGCUCUAGAACAAAUUCAAAUGCUUGAAGAUUCUUCGCGUCAUAGGCGUCACGUGCAAGAAGAUAUAACAAUUGUUCAACCUCCUCAAUUCACCCGACCUUUGCAUAACUUGGAAACAAUUGAAGGAACUAAUAUACAUUUAGAAUGCCGAUUGCAACCGGUUGGGGAUCCAAACAUGAGAAUUGAUUGGUUUGUAAACGGCAGACCUGUAAAAACUGGACACAGAUUUAAACCUGCAUAUGAUUUCGAUUACGUCGCUCUCGAUCUUUUGAGCGUCUACCCUGAAGAUUCUGGUGUUUACACUUGCCAAGCUAGAAAUCAAUUAGGCGAGGCCGUUUCUUCUUGUUCUGUCAAAAUAAUUGCCAAGAAAGAUUUGAUUUUAGAAUCUCAACAUCCAUCCGGACUUGAAAAAAUUCAAUAUCUUGAAGAUGCUUCUCGAUACAAAAGAUCAGAAGUAACCGAUGAAGUUGUUAAAAUGAAACCCAAAUUUACAACUAAGCCAAAAAGCUUGGAAAAUAUGCGUGAGGGAAGACACGCUCAUUUUGAAUGCAAAUUAGAACCUGUUACUGAUUCUAAUUUGAAAGUAGAAUGGUAUAAAAAUGGUCGUCCUAUUACUGUAGGUCAUCGAUUCCGGCCUAUACACGACUUCGGUUACGUUGCCCUAGACAUAAUCGACUUGAUUACUGAAGACUCUGGAAUUUACACUUGCCGGGCUACGAAUAUGUUGGGAAUGGACGAAACAACAUGUUCUUUGCAAUGCCUUGGUAGUUCCGCCAUUCUUACAAGUUCUCAGAACGAAAUAGGCUACGAAAAAAUUCAACAUUUGGAAGAUAAAUCUAGAUACCAAAGAGCAGAGUUCGUCGAAGAAGUUACUAAACAAUCUCCAACCUUUACGACAUCUCUGAAAAAUAUUGACAUUAAAGAAGGGCAAAGAGCUCAUUUCGAAUGUCGUCUGAUACCAGUUUCUGAUCCCACCAUGAAAGUUGAAUGGUUUCACAAUAAUGUUCCUUUAAAAUCGGGAUCAAGAUUUACUGAAACAAAUAGCUUUGGGUUCGUAGCACUUGACAUACUGCAUUCUCAACCGGAAGAUUCUGGUACUUAUACUUGCCGAGCCAUAAAUGCUCUAGGAGAAGCUCUUACUUCCGCUCAAUUAAAUACAAGUUCAAGAAAAUCAAUUUACUUAGAAAGUCAACACGAAGGAGCUUUAGACAAAUUAAGUUAUCUCGAAGACGAAUCCAGGCACAGAAGACAUACUCAACAGGAAGAAGUUGUUUCUCAGCCUCCCGUUUUUACAAUGCCAGUUAAAGAUUUGAAAGUUGCCGAAAAUCAAGCGGCACAUUUUGAAGCCAGAUUAAUACCCGUCGGUGAUUCAAGAUUAAAAGUCGAAUGGUUAAGAAAUGGUGUACCCAUUGCUGCGUCCAACAGAAUUGCCACCAUGCACGAUUUUGGAUAUGCAGCCUUGAAUAUGAAGUACGUUUAUCCCGAAGAUUCAGGAACUUACACUUGCCGUGCAGUUAACGAUUUAGGAGAAGCUGUAACCUCCGCUACACUUGUUUGUCAAUCCAAAGCAUCUUUGCUCUUAGAAAGUCAACACGAGGAAGCUUUAGAAAAACUGCGAGCCUUAGAAGCUGGUCGUCCUCAGCAAAGAGAAACUGAAGAAAUUAUUGUUACUGAAGCUCCACGCUUUGUUGCUCAACUGAACGGACCUAAUAAUUUGUAUGAAGGCCAAAGCGCUCACUAUGAAUGUAGAAUAGAGCCGUAUCCAGAUUCCAACAUGAAGGUUGAAUGGUUUUGUAAUGGCAAACCAUUACAAACGGGUCACAGAUAUAGAACUACCUAUGAUUUUGGUUUUGCAUCUCUUGACGUAUUAGGUGUUUAUCCUGAAGACUCAGGUGAAUACACUUGCAAGGCCACAAAUAAAUUGGGAACAGCCCAAUCAUCAACAACUUUGAAAGUAACAGGUCGUUCAUCAAUUAUCUCAGAAACUCAACACGAAGGAGCAAUGCAAAAAAUCCAAUAUUUGGAGGAUGAUUCACGCUACAAGAAAACCGACAGAGAAGACGUUGUAACAAUAGAAAAACCACAAUUCGGAAGAGGUCUUAACAAUAUUGAUCGCCUUCCUGAAGGUAAAAGCGCUCAUUUGGAAGCCACUCUUACUCCGAUUAAUGAUUCAACUAUGAAAGUUGAAUGGUUUCAUAAUGGUAAACCGAUCAAACAAGGCCACAGAUUUAAAACUACAUACGACUUUGGUUAUGUUUCUCUUGACAUUCUCUACGCAUAUCCUGAAGAUUCUGGCACAUACAUGUGCAAAGCCAGGAAUGCAGUAGGAGAAGCCGUAACAACUUCCUCUGUCACUGUAGAUUCUAAAGCUGGUCUGGAUCUAAACACAAUGGAUGCUGAAAGAUUGAGGAAAUUAAAAGAACUCGAAAGUUAUCAAAGACCAACCAAAGCCGAACUGGAACCGGAAAGAAGAAAACCUGUAUUUACAACUGCUUUGAAUAAUCUAGAAAAUGUUAAAGAAGGAGAACACGCUCAUUUGGAAUGCAGGGUUGAACCCAUAGAUGAUGCUAAUUUAAAAAUUGAAUGGUUUGUUAAUGGUGUACCAAUAAAAACCGGUCACCGCUUCAGAACCACUCAUGAUUUCGGAUACGUAGCCCUUGAUAUUUUGUACACUUACGCCGAAGAUUCUGGUAACUACAUGUGCAAGGCUACCAAUGAUUUAGGAGAAGCUGUGAACACAUGUUCCGUGAAAUGUAGUUCUCGUAAGAGUAUUUACUUAGAAUCUCAACAUCCGGACGGUCUUCAAAAAAUAAAAGAACUGGAAUCUCAAAGUUAUUACACUAAACCGGAAGUUGAAGAACUUCCUAUAACUCCACCAAGAUUUGUCAGCGAUCUUCGAGGCACCACUGAAGUUAUGGAAGGAGGCACUGCACACUUUGAAUGUCAAGUCGAACCUCUUCACGAUGCAAACUUAAGAGUUGAAUUUUAUCAUAACGGAAAACCUCUUCCGUCAGCGUCCAGAUUUCACAUUACUUUUGACUUUGGUUAUGUAGCCUUAGACAUUACUCACUGCGUACCAGAAGACGCUGGAGAAUACACGGCUAAAGCUAUUAAUUCAUUAGGAGAAUGUACAUCAAGCAUUAACCUUAAAGUGGUUCCCAAGAGCAGCAUCAUUUCAGAGUCUCAAAGACCUGAAGGUCUUGAAAAAAUUCGUAAACUUGAAGAACAAACUCCGUUUCAACGACCAGAAGAACCAGAACCAAUCACAAAACAAAGACCAGUUUUUACUCAGCCUCUUCAAAAUAUUGAUUCUAUAAAUGAAUCUGGUACAGCUCAUUUUGAGUGCAGACUUAUCCCAGUAGGUGACCCAACUCUAAAAGUUGAAUGGUACAGAAAUGAAAAGUUACUUGAAAACAGUUCUAGAAUCACCAAAACACAUGACUUUGGUUAUGUGUCACUCGAUAUGACUCAUGUCCGCCCUGAAGACGAAGGUGUUUACAUGUGCCGAGCCUCAAAUCCUUUGGGAGAGGCUGUAACUACUGCUUCUAUGGUUGUCAAAAGCAAAGCUAGCAUACAACUUGACACGCAACACCCAGAAGGAAUGAAGAGAAUUCAAAAAUUGGAACAGAAGGCUCCUCAACGUGCAGAAGAGCCCGAAAAAGCUUUCGAUAAACCUAUAUUUACUCAGUUAUUGACCGGUCCCUCAGAAUUAUGGGAGGGUCAGCACGCACAUUUUGAAUGUAGGGUUGUACCGGUCGGAGAUCCCACACUUAGGCUUGAGUGGUUUGUAAACGGCGUUGAGCUAAAAAUGGGUUCCAGAUUCCGGGUUAAUCACGAUUUUGGAUUUGUUACUCUGGAUAUAAACUCCACUGUGACCGAAGAUUCCGGAGUUUACAUGUGCAAGGCAAUCAACAGCGUUGGUGAAGCUGUGACUUCUACUUCUCUUAAAGUUAAACCAAAAUCGGCUAUUGUUGGUGACGCACUUCAUCCCGAUGCAUGGCAAAAAAUACAAUUGAAAGAAGCCGAAAUGAACAAAGUUCCUGCUAAAUUUGUUGAUACGGCUCCACAACAAGCUCCUGUUUUCACUAAACAUCUUCAAAGUUUCGAGAAAUUGGUUGAAGACCAACAAGUCUUUUUAGAAGCUCAAGUUGAACCUCGAACAGAUCCCAACUUGAGAAUUGAAUGGUUUAAGAAUGGAGAACCGCUUGCAACCGGUUCAAGGAUAAAAGGAACAUUUGAUUUUGGACUUGUAACUUUAACAGUAAAUAAUUUAAGAGCAGAUGAUUCUGCUAUCUACACUUGCAAAGCCACCAAUUUAUUAGGUGAAGCCGUUUCAACAUGUACUUUGAAAAUAGAAGAUAAAGAUUGGUUGAUGGCACACACACUUCAUCCGGAUGCUUUGCCAAGAUUAGCAGCUUUAGAACAAGUGCCCACCAAAAAAUCAGAGGCUCCAGAACCUGUGUUUGAAAGUCCUGCUUUCAUUACUCAUUUGAACAAUAUUGAAUGCCUUGAGGGUGACAAUGUUAGAUUUGAAUGCCAAGUCGAACCUUCAAAAGAUCCAACUCUUAAAAUCGAUUGGUUCGUCAAUGGUAAAACACUUCCAAUGGGUUCCAAAUACAAAUCUUCUUACGAUUUUGGACAAGUGGCUUUAGAUAUAUCUCAUUGUUACGGAGAAGAUUCCGGAAUGUACACAUGUAGAGCAACAAAUAGCAAGGGUCAAGCCACUACUUCAGGAACUCUUAAAUGCGUCGGUAAACAAAGUAUUUACCGAGAUACUCAACAUCCUAUGGGUAAGGCCGGUUUGGAACAAGUACAAAAGAUCGAUGAUAUAACUGCUGGUAAAUAUCAAAGGCAAGAAUCGGCACCCGAAGCAGAAUUUCAAAAACCAAUUUUCGUUGUGCCUUUACCACAAGAAAACAAAGUCGGUGAAGGUGAACCAUUACGUUUGGAAUGUCAAGUGGAGCCUAAGGAUGAUCCUAAUUUAAAAAUCGAGUGGUAUUUGAACAGCAAAGCUCUCGAUCACGGUUCUAGAUUUAAAAUGACAAACGACUUUGGAUACGUUGCUUUAGACUUGAUGGAUGUUUACGAAAGAGAUCAAGGUAUAUACACGUGCAAGGCUUGGAAUAAAGCCGGAGAAGCAUACACUUCGACAACGCUUUACUGCGUCGGAAAAGAUGGUUUAAUUGAAUCCACGCAACAUCCUAAAGGAAAGGAAGGUUUAGAAAAAAUUCAGGAUUUAGAAGAGUCUAUGAAAAGACCAGAUUCUAAACCAGUUGCACCCGAAGACGGGCAAGCUCCUCAAUUUACAUCUCAGUUCCAACAACUAUCGAAUCUUAGUGAAGGUGAUAUUGCUCACUUUGAAGCAUCUCUAACCCCUGUGGGUGACCAAACAAUGGUGGUCGAAUGGUUCUACAAUGGAAAAUUGUUGGAAGCAAGCCACCGUACAAGAACUGUUUACGCCUUUGGAAUGGUCAUGCUUGAAAUUCUCGGAACAAAAAUUGAAGAUUCUGGCGUUUACACGUGUCGUGCAACCAACAAAUGGGGACAGGAUGAAAUAAGCGUUAAUUUAGAAUGUGUUGAUAAAUCUAAAGGCCAAAAACCACGCUUCACAACACACAUUCAAAACAUAGACAACCUCAAAGAAGGGCAAGCAGCUCAUUUCGAAUGCACGCUUGUACCCGUCGGAGAUCCAAAUAUGAAAGUAGAAUGGUUCCACAACGGAGAGCCAUUAAGACACUCUUCGAGAAUUAAGCAUGUGUCUGAUUUUGGUUACGUUGUAAUGGACAUUUCUUACGCCCAAUCACACGACACGGGAGAAUACAUUUGUAAAGCUUCUAAUAAAUUUGGAGAAGACUACACGAAAGCAACAAUUAAAUGUACCGGAAAAAGUGGAGUUUUCUUUGAUACAUUACAACCUGAUUCAUUGGCUAAAAUUAGAGAGCUUGAAGCUUAUACCGCAGCCUCUGGAACUCAAACUCCACAAGCACCUAUAACAGAACCUCCUAAAUUCAUCACUCAAAUUUCUGACAUUACACAAUUGAAAGAAGGUCAAAGUGCUCACUUUGAAGCACGAUUGGUUCCGGUUAACGAUCCUAACAUGGUGGUCGAAUGGUAUUGCAACGGUAAGAAAUUGCCACACGGUCAUCGUUAUAGAACUUUCCACGAUUUCGGAAUCGUCAUUUUGGACAUUUUGUACUGUUACGAAGAAAAUUCAGGAGUAUACGAAUGUAGAGCCACUAAUAAAUGCGGUUCCGACAUGACCAAAGCCAGCCUUAAGUGCUUCUCAAAAACCAAUCUUAUUUUGGAUUCCCAAUUACCCAGGGGAAUGGAAGGAGGUUUAGAGAAAAUUCAGAAUCUAGAAGAUUCUCAUGCGAAAAGUCGCGAUGAAAAAACGGUUGAAACAAAAGGAAUGGCUCCCGUUUUUACCGUUCCUCUGUCUAAUAUCAAUGAUUUAAAAGAGGGUGAAAGUGCUCACUUUGAAGGGAGACUUAUUCCUACAGAUGAUCCUAAACUUAAGGUUGAGUGGUUUUGGAAUGGUAAACCACUUAAGACGGGCUCUAGAUUCAGAACUUUCUGCGACUUUGGAUUUGUUAUACUCGAAAUAGCUCCAGUUUAUCCCGAAGAUGCUGGCGAAUAUUCUUGCCGAGCUACAAAUGAUUACGGAGAAGCCGUUACGAUUGCUCAAAUGAACGUACAAGGAAAGAGAAGCAUAAUUUUAGAAUCGCAAUUGCCCAAAGGAAUGGAGAGAACAAUCGACAAAAUAGCAGAACUUGAAGGAUUAGGUCAAAUGCAAGGACCUUCAACACCAGAUGAAAGUUUGGGAAAACCUCCAGAGUUUAUAACCACUCCCGAAGAUUUGACGUUGGGUGAAAAUAGUUCUGCUCAUUUCGAAUGUCGUCUUACACCUGUUAAUGAUCCGAGCAUGAGAGUUGAAUGGUUCCACAACGGCAAAGCUCUCAGUGCUGGAUCUCGAAUUCGUACGAUUAAUGAUUUCGGUUUUGUAAUACUCGAAAUUGAUGGAGUUUACUUCAGGGAUUCUGGUUUGUACACGUGCAAAGCAACGAACAAACACGGAGAAGCUACCGUUUCUUGCCAAUUACAAGUGAGAGGACGUACUGGCAUUGAUUUAGAACCACAAUUACCAUCUCAAUUUAAAACAGGAACUGAAAGUUUACAAAAAUUGGAAGAAUCUUUGAACAAAAAGGAAGAAAUUUUGCCCAGCGAAGAAACUCCAAAUCCACCAAAAUUUAUUGUCGAAUUAAAAGAUUGCUUAAAUGCCCAGGAAGCUAAAUCUGUUCAUUUCGAAUGUAGAGUCGAACCGACUAAUGAUCCAACAAUGAGAAUCGAUUGGUUCCACAAUGGAAAACCUUUCGCCACCGGUUCUAGAGUUCAUAUGUUAAACGACUUUGGUUUUAUCGUUCUCGACAUGGAUUACGUCUAUGCCAGAGACAAUGGUGAAUACGUUUGCAGAGCUACUAAUAAAUGGGGAUCUGCUACAACCAAAGCUACUCUUAUGUGCAAGGAUCAACACAACAUCAUCUUGGAUUCUCAAUUACCCCAAGGUAUGACCGGAGAAAAAUUAAAAGAUCUUGAGAAGGGUCAAGGCACCACUCCACUUCCAGAAGAUGCUCCCGGUCAACCUCCUAAAUUUAUAACACAAAUAGAAUCGGUCAGUACUACUGAGGGAGAACCCGUACACUUUGAAUGCAGAGUGGAACCUAAAAACGAUCCUCACCUUAAUGUCGAAUGGUAUCACAAUGGAAAAUUACUUAAAGCCGGACAUCGAUUUAGAACUCUUUUUGAUUUGGGAUACGUAUCUUUGACUUUAAUAAAUGUGUAUCCGGAAGAUGCUGGAGAAUACGUUUGCAGAGCUUAUAACAAACUCGGAGAAGAUUUUACCAAAGCAUCACUUGCAUGCAAAAAAACAUCUUCAAUUAUUCUUCAAAAUCAAGUUCCCAAAGGCAUGAAGAAAAGUGAAGCUCUCAUGCAAAUGGAAGCCAGUAUAAAGAAAUAUACUUCUGAAAUAUUUUUGACCGAAGAUGAUUUGUACGAACCUGAAAAGAGACAACCUCCGAGAUUUGUUACACAAAUCAAAGAAAAUCUAGAACUCGUUGAAAGAGACGUGUUCAAAUUUGAAUGUCAGUUGGCACCUGUUGGUGAUCCUAAUAUGAAGGUCGAAUGGUUUUUCAAUGGAAAACCUUUACUUCACAAAAAUCGUUUGCAUCCGAUUUACGAUUUCGGUUACGUCGCUCUCAAUUUCGAAUGGGUUUAUCCAGAAGAUAGCGGAGAAUACUUAUGCCGAGCAACUAAUUUGUACGGUCAAGAUGAAACAAGAGCUGUUAUUAAAAUUGCCGGAAAGCCAAGCAUUAUUUACGAUUCUCAAUUGCCUAAAGGAAUGAAGAGUAUUGAAAAAAUUCGAGAAAUGGAAGCCGGUUGGCAACAAUACCGCGAAACGAAAGAAGAAGAAGUUAAAGAAAAAGAACCGCCGCAAUUCGUCACUAAACCAGAGCCUUUCGUUGUCGUCGAAGGAGACACUGCCAGAUUUUGUUGUAGAGUUACUGGUUACCCAAGACCUCGCGUUAUGUGGCUCAUCAAUGGCAAAACAAUAGUCAAUGGUACGAGAACCAAAAUUACUUACGAUGGUAUGUGGCAUUUGGACAUACCUAAAACUCGUCAAUACGAUAACGGAAAAAUCGAAGUGAUAGCAAAGAAUUCUUGCGGAGAAGCCGUAUGUGACACCACUUUAACCGUUAAACCAAGAGGAGAUGAUUAUCGAAACGUAUUGAAAAACUCUCCGCGUCCUUGGUAUGACAUUGAGCUUACGGGAUAUCAAAAAGAACGCCAAGAAACUGAACUUGAAAAAAUGUUUGAAGAAAGAAAUCAAACCGAAAGAAAUUUUGAACCGGAACAUUUAAGAAAGAAAGAAAUAAAAGAACCGGAAACAGAAUGGCAGAAGAAUGUUAAAAGCAAAAAAAGUGACGAUUAUUAUGGAAAACUUCGUGAGCUUGAAGAAGAACAAAUUAUAAAAGAAUCAAAAAUUAGAGAAACUUCUCAUCAAUUCGCCAUACCCGGAGAAAAAGUUUCUAGAAAAUCUUUAGCCAAAGGAAUGGCUAAAAGCUACGAAGAAAGUCUAGAAAAAGAAGAACCGGUUUUGGAAUGGCAACAAAAAGCCAAAGAAAGAAGUAGGCGAUUAAAAACCGAAUACGAUGAAACUGAAACUGAAACGGUGGAAGGCACUGAUAAACGUCGGGGAGUGAGAGGAGUGCCCGAGCCAUCAGAAUCUACCGUUCAUGGAAAAGAAGUUCACGUUUCCAAACAGAGGCAAAAACAAAAAGAAAUUCAAGGAGAUUUAGAAAUAACGAGAAAUAUUUCAGCUACUGAAACUACUGAAGUGGAACACAAAGCAACCACUCAUGAAAGAGUAGUCGACGGACCUGUUAAACCUGCCAAAGCUCCUUUCUUUACUAAAAAAAUUCAACCUUGCCGAGCUUUUGAACAAGAACAAGCACGAUUCGAAGUUGAAUAUGAUGGUGAUCCGAUGCCUAAAGUUAAAUGGUUUAGAGAAAACCAACUUAUCAAUAACUCACCCGAUUUCCAAAUUCAUACGUUUGGAACGAAAUCGGUGCUUAUACUGCGACAAGUAUUCUUGGAAGAUUCUGGAGUUUUUUCAGUUAUUGCUGAAAACAGGGGUGGAACUGCAAAAUGCAGUGCUAAUCUUGUCGUCGAAGAAAAAAGAAAAACCGGAAGAGGAGGAACUAUUCCACCCAAUUUCUUAACGACCAUACAAAGCUGCGUAGUUCCUGCUGGUCAAUUAGCCAGAUUUGACGCCAAAAUAUCCGGUACGAAACCAUUAGACGUGUACUGGUUAAAAGAUGGUCAAAAAGUAUUGCCAGACAUACGAUUUAAAGUUCUCGAAGAAGACAAUACGUACACCUUAUUGAUUAUUGAAGCAGCACCAGAAGAUUCGGGAACUUACGAAUGCGUCGCCAUCAACAGUUCCGGAGAAGCUCGAUGCGAAGCUGAAUGCGUUGUCCAAGCUCCUGCCUCGCGAAAAACACCAUUAAAAACACCACCAUCACCGGGUGUCGAAAGAAAACCAACUCUAAUGGAACAAUUGAAAUCUCAAAUAGUAAAAGAAGGACAAUCCGUUUCCUUCCGUUGUAAAAUAUCCGGCAGGCCAAGUCCGGAAAUCCAAUGGUUCAAAGGUGAAAAUUUAAUCAAACCAUCAAAAUACUUUCAAAUGCAAAAGGAAGGGGAUUGGUGCACUUUAAGAAUAACUGAAGCUUUCCCAGAAGAUGAAGGACCAUACAAAUGCGUGGCUACUAAUCCGGGAGGCAGCGUUUCUACAACCGCAAAUCUCAAAGUGACAGCACCGGAUUCAAAAGAAAAAGCACCGCAUUUAAAUCCGAUGAAAGAUGUGACAGUUCAAGAGGGUAGUCCAGCACAAUUUAGAACAAAAGUAACGGGAGUACCUCAACCGACGAUACAAUGGUUACGUGAGGGUAUGCUAAUACCCCAAACAGCCGAUUUUCAAAUGAUACAAGAAGGAAACAACGUUGUUUUACUUAUAGCAACGACAUACGAAGAAGACACAGGUAUAUUUACAUGUCGAGCAACAAAUUCAGCAGGACAAAGCGAAGUGUCUGCUCGUCUCACCGUCAAAAGUAAGAAUUAA